AUGUCUUUAAAUACUCGUAAAAAACGAAAAAGAGAAUUACGAGAAGAAUAUAUUGAACAAGAUGGAUUAAUAUUUCAAUUACCUGAUGAAACACUUCUUUCUAUAUUUAAAUAUUUAACAAUAGAUGAAUUGAUUGUUGCUGCUAGUGUUUGCAAAUGGUUUCGUUGUAUUGCUUAUGACGACGAAUUCUGGACAACUAUUGAUUUAACAUCAAAACCAUAUUCAAAUCGACAACUACUUAAAUUAUUACAUCGUUUUCCUCGUAAUUGUACGGAAGUAUUAAAAAUCUCUGGUGGAUCAAUUCAUAAUAAUUCUGGUAAACUACCUUUAUUUACUGAACAAUUAAGUACUUUAAUACAAACAUCAUAUCCAAAUCUUCGUUAUUUACAUAUAUCACAGUAUGAUUUUCAUCCUAAUCAAAGAACUAUAAAAAAUAUCACUUGCUUACCAUCGAAUCUUCAAGGUCUUUAUUUAACAAAAUGUGAAAUGUUAGCACCGGAUAUAUCAGGACCAUCAGCUUUUUUUCAAGUAUCUAAAACUUCAUCAAAUUUUCAACAACUUGAAAUACUUUCAUUUGAAAAUUCUACAUGUCUUCAAUCGAUGUAUAUUGGAUAUUUACCUGAACUAUAUCCACAUUUAGUUGAACUUAAUUUAAAUGGUUGUUUUCGUAUAAAAUCAAUUUCAGUAUUUAUGAAUACACUUAUAUUAUAUAGUAAAACACUUCGUCGACUUUAUUUAAGUGAAACACAAAUUAAUGAUGAUACAAUACAUUCUAUAUGUCGAAAAUUAAAACGUUUAAAUAUAUUGAAUAUUAGAAAUUGUAAAAAUGUAACUAUUAAUAUCGUCGAAAAUUUAGUAACAUUAAAACAAUUACAAAAAUUAAUAGCAAAUGAUAAUAUUCAAACUUUAUAUGAACAGAAGAAAAAUGAAGAGAACUGA
Molecule: messenger RNA, 939 nt
Organism: Adineta steineri
Lineage: Eukaryota; Metazoa; Rotifera; Eurotatoria; Adinetida; Adinetidae
Source: the annotation of a GenBank genome assembly